AGCGAGCCUUCGGAGGUCUGCCGUGAAGGCCACGCUUGCAUGGCGGAGAUUGAGGUCUCCGAUGUCAAGAAGAAGGCGGAGAGCAAUAAAGUCUCGAAGAUCACAAUCUCUGAAGGACAGAAGAUCGUGAAGGCAGCAGAUCCAUAUCCGUCCAGAGCGAUUCCAUUGCGGGCAUUGGAGGAAGAUGACUAUGUGGAAGCGGUUUCUGCCUUGAUCGAACGAGACUUCUUUCCAGAUUUGCCUCACUUGCGGGCGCGAUAUGAGUUGAUGCAAGCUCGACUCCGUGGGGACAAUGCUUUAGCGAAGGCCCUGGAGAAGAAGUUGUUGGAGCUGCCCAGAGCCACCCCGGGUGGCACGCCUCGACCAGCCGGGAUCGCGGCGACACCAACUGACGAAGCCAUCGGAGCUGGAGCUACCGCUGGUACCGCCGCUGCAGCUAGGCUCAGCGCUUGGGAAAGAGAUGAUGGUGCUGAGAGUGUGGCCAGCGCUAAUGCUGGAAGCGUAGCAAAUUAUUCGCAAGUGCUGCUUCGAUUGAUGAGUGGCCGCGAGGUGGUGGUGGAUCUUUCUACAGUUCGUUUGGAUGAUUUUCAGAAGGUCUUUACUUCCGAAGACAAUGCGUCCUUCGAAGCCGUGUUGGAGAAAGACCGAGAACGACGUCGGCAGAAAGAGUGGUGGGUUGAAGGAUCUGAAGAGAAACACAACACGAAAUGCCAAGCAUUGAAGGAUCAAAUCUCUGAGUCUCACAGUACAGGUGAGAUCAUGACUUGUGAAUUCCAGGCACGAAAUACAUUUUACUUCAAGCCCAGAGGUGAAAUUCCUGAGCUCAUCGAGAAACCCACUGUGGAGUCCCGAAAUACUCGCUUCACCACACAAGAGCAAAGUGAUCUCGACGAAACCUUAAUCGCUGCCAUUGCAGCCAGACACGCACGAGAGAGUGGACAACAGUUUUCUGAAGUCUUAGCAAAAAUGGUGAAAGAUGGCACCUUUUCUGUGGCCGCGCUGCAUAGUCAUGGCAAUGUACGAGCAGUUGGUGGACGUUUGCAGACCCCCAUGGGCCAGGCAGGUUCCUAUCCCAUGGUCAACACUCCUGCGUUGCUGCCGGGAGAGAAUGGCUUCUCUCCGCUGAUGACUUUUGGAAAGAUUGCAUCUACUCCUCGGGUGUUGGACGAGGAGAACGGGCCAACUUUCCGAGUCCAGGAAGAAUCUGCCAGGGAUCGGGCAGCUGACAAGUUGGCCAAAGGGGCCAUGCAGAAGCAGAGGGAAUCCAGGCAGAACUCCAAGAAGGAGCGCUUGAAGGCCCUGGGCGUGACGCCCGGCGCCAGUCCCAACUCAGCACGGCCAACUCCGGCGUCCGUGGCGUCGAAGGUGACACCGAUGACGCCCAUUGGACAGCUGCUCCAUCGAGCACAGAGGAUGGCCCAAAAAGGGGGGCGUUUGCGAAUUGCUUCAAGCCAACGAACUACGCCAACGCCUUCAGAAAGAGAGGUCAAAAGACCGCGCACCAGCAGGACGACACCUGUGCAGAUGCCGUCGGCCACCAUUCCGUCUUCUCUGAUGGCCGACCUGCUGUGACGCGCUCCACCGCACGCUCAGUAGGAGCCAAAGUGGUGUGCCCAGAACGCGGUGGACAAUGGACAGACACAUGUGCGUUUCACUGAAAAUUGCACCCAGCUGGGCAUUGGGCGUAGACAUACAUACCAAAUCAUAUACUGUACAUCGCUCGCCUUUGCACAAAGGGUGAUUACAGCUCUUCUCUGUGUGAUGUCACAGACUCUUGGACUUCGCCAUACUUCACAGCUUGG
Messenger RNA from Cladocopium goreaui, 1802 nucleotides. The record is from the annotation of a GenBank genome assembly. Lineage: Eukaryota; Dinophyceae; Suessiales; Symbiodiniaceae.